Messenger RNA from Haemonchus placei, 1743 nucleotides. Lineage: Eukaryota; Metazoa; Nematoda; Chromadorea; Rhabditida; Trichostrongylidae. The record is from the annotation of a GenBank genome assembly.
AUGUCAGUUAUGAUAAGAGCAGGGUUCGAUAAAGACGGAUUUUCUGCGGGUCAUUUGGGCUCUUCACAUAACAAUUCUGCUCCAUCGUUGAUUAUUGUCGAUCUGAUUCAGGGUGAUAGGUUAUGGAUGUUCGCCAUUGGACUGUUCUUACACCAGCUUGGUGGCAUUACGUGGAUUGCAAUUCACCAACUUGUCGACUCAGUAGCUAAAUUGGUACUUACGCCAGUGAUUGGUUCAAUGCUUGACAAAACAAAUAGAAAUAGAGGGAUGCAAGCCGUCCUAUUUGUGAACAACGUUGCAAUAUCACUGUCUGCCCUGAUAUUCUUCUUCAAUCUGUCUGAAAAAUAUGCAGCCGAAUCGAAUUGGGUGAAAACGCUGGACAUACAGUACAUAACUACCCUUUCGAGCUGCAUAACUAUUGCGAUAUUCUCAACGGCCUAUAAAACAGCAACUUCACUGCGAGAUCCAAAAAACUUUAUAGUUCUUUUGUGUCGGAUGCUGAUGCUCCAUACUGUUGAUGAACGUGUAUUUCAGCUGUAUCUCCUCUUUGCUAUUUUAUUUGGCUCCGUCUCUCGGGUAGCUUCAGAAGCUCAGAAAACCGCCUUCACCAAGGACUGGAUUGUCGUGAUCAUUGAGAAAACCAAAGGAGCUCGGUUGUCCACCCAGAAUGCUGCAAUGACGGUGAUUGAUCAGGCGUCCUCGUUCAUGACGCCACUCAUAGCUGGGCUCAUGCUUGACUGUGUGAGUCGACCUGUGUGUUGUCUGCUGAUUAUCGCUUGGAAUAUUCUCUCGUGGUCUGUUGAAGCGUCCAUGCUACUUUGGAUCUAUCGACGGAUUCCCGAGCUCGCUCAGCGAACGCGUUCCGAUUCAGUUUCCAAAGAACCAUCUAUCGAUGAUACACCUUCACCGGCAGCGGCCUACUCUGCCUACUUCCGCCAGAGUUCAUUCCGUGCUGCUUUUGGCCUCGCUCUUCUCUAUAUGACCGUUCUCGGAUUUGACAAUCUUGCCCUGUCGUAUGGUGCUUCACAAGGAAUGUCUGCUUCCACGCUUGGACUAUUCCGUUCUAUAGGAUCCCUGCUUGGAUUACUUGGAGCACUUUCAUACACAGCCCUAGAACGAGUACUUGGACUGCUGUGGACAGGUCUCAUAGGACUUAUGCUUCAAAACGUCUUCAUUAAUUUGUGCUCCCUUUCCAUAGUACUACCGGGAAGCCCAUUCAAUGCGACAGGAUACUUUUCAACGCUGACCACUACGAAAUGGGCAGAAGGUGUUCGAUCAACGAUCUUCGGUGGUUUGAAUUCAACUGAUCCAUCACCACCACUUCCAUUUUCCGAGCUCAGCCCCUCCAUUAUCGUAUUCUUUUUCGGAAUCACACUCGCUCGUUUCGGGUUAUGGAUAGCAGAUCCUUCGAUCACUCAGAUCAUGCAGGAAACUAUUCCCGAACGAGAACGAUAUUCAGUUUUUGGUGUACAAACAAGUAUCUGCGAGUUUUUCUCUGUGAUAAAGGAUAUUAUGGUUAUCUUCUUCCCUGAAACCAGCAGUUUCGGUGUUCUUAUUUCGAUUUCGUGUAUCUUCGUGUUCACAGGAUUUUCAUUCUACUUAUCAUACUUUAUCAAGGUUACAUGUAAUCGAUCACGAUGUCGAUCUACAAAAGGCGAGCUUAACAAUCUGAAGUUAUCAGAACAGGAAAAUAUGAUCAAUAAGAAUCUUCUCGAAAAUUCAUCAUCUACUCCCGAAGUUUGA